Messenger RNA from Bipolaris maydis ATCC 48331, 420 nucleotides. The record is from RefSeq and is a predicted model, not a curated record. Lineage: Eukaryota; Fungi; Ascomycota; Dothideomycetes; Pleosporales; Pleosporaceae.
ACGGGGCUGAGCAUGAUAGUUAAGAUAGGUUGUUCGGCCUCACUCGUUGCCUUGCACCUUGCUGUUAAAGCCCUAGGUGCUAGAAGCUGUUCGGCUGCAAUAGUUAUAGGAUGCAACCUGAUGACCUCGCCGCUUAUAACGGUUGUCUAUACCAAACAUAGAUUGCUUUCUAAGACAGGAAAGUGCAAGACAUUUGAUGUAGCGUCAGAUGGCUAUAGACGCGGUGAGGCUGUUAAUGCUGUGUAUAUUAAGCGACUUAGCGAUGCCAUCCGCGAUGGUAAUACUAUUCGCGCCGUUAUCUGGGCUAGUGCGACGAACUAUGAUGGCAGGAAGAUAAGAAUGCUGAAUCUAAACACACUAGUACAAGAAGCACUUAUUUGUAAGACAUACGCUAAAGCUAGCAUAACUAACUAUAGAUAG